Messenger RNA from Dermacentor silvarum, 684 nucleotides. Its product is annotated as putative nuclease HARBI1. The record is from RefSeq and is a predicted model, not a curated record. The coding region runs from base 1 to 684 and encodes 227 amino acids. The transcript is spliced from 2 exons. NCBI's taxonomy places the organism in Eukaryota, Metazoa, Arthropoda, Arachnida, Ixodida, Ixodidae.
AUGCCCGAGGAGAUGUUCCGGUCUCGUUACCGACUCAGUAAAAACUUGGCACGGUGGCUAUGCGAAGAGAUCCGUCCAGUGCUUGUGCGAGAGCGUGUGAACACUGCCACAGCAUUGACUGCAGAAAUGCAGGUACUGUGCGCGCUUCGCUUCCUUGCCACAGGCGGAUUUCAAGGUGCGAUUGCCAGCGAUGAAAGCUUGGCUACUAGUCAAUCUAGUGUAAGCCGCUCGAUUCACGUAGUCGUCGAGGCGAUCUCAAUUCCGGACAACGCAGUGGCAUUGACUUCUGCAUCCGAAGCGUUCGUGCGCAGGGACUGCAGAUUCCAGGGUUGCGUCGGGGCUGUGGACGUCACAUUUGUGUGCAUACGCGCACCAUCGGACAGGGACGUUGCCAACAAGGCGGCUUACUUCUGCCGGAAGGGCUAUAACGCCUUGAACGUCAUGGUGGUGUCUGCAGCGGCACCGGGCGCUCUACUAUGGCCGGUGUUCACUUCAAAAAUCAUUGCAGCCUGCGCAGUGCUGGACAACUUGUGCAUGCGUGCUGGGCUUCCAGAGCCAGAUGACACCUCUGGCAUCGACAACUUUGCUGGAGACGCAGGAACAUAUGAUGACGAAGAUUUGGCUGCGGCGGGACUCUACAGGGCGGGCAGGCAGAAGCGUGACAGGAUGCUGCAGAUGUUCUGA